GCAGCCAGACAAGGAGGCUCCUCCCUCGUCGCAACCGCGGCUUCUAUGCUGCCGGCCUUCUUCCAUCAUCUCUCCUCUCCGAUGCGUCCCCUGGCACGUGCCAGCUUGUCCGAAUGGUCCUCUCGCCGCAUCAACGCCCUUCGAAGCGCUCCGACACGAUGAUGCUGGUGGCGGCCGCGCUCGCAUGGCUGCUGGGGUGCUCGCUGCUGCGGCCGGCGGAGGCCAUGCGCGCAGACUAUCUGGCCCAGCUGCGGCAGGAGACGGUGGACAUGUUCUAUCACGGAUAUAGCAACUACAUGGAGCAUGCGUUUCCCGAAGACGAGCUGCGUCCCAUAUCGUGCACUCCCCUGACGCGAGAUCGAGACAAUCCCGGGCGCAUCAGCCUCAACGAUGCCCUCGGCAACUACUCCCUGACUCUCAUAGACAGCCUGUCCACCCUCGCCAUCCUGGCCGGCGGCCCGCAGAACGGCUCAUACACGGGGCCGCAGGCCCUGAGCGACUUCCAGGACGGCGUGGCCGAGUUUGUGCGACACUACGGAGACGGGAGAUCGGGGCCCUCCGGCGCUGGGAUACGUGCCAGGGGCUUUGAUCUCGACAGCAAAGUCCAGGUCUUUGAGACCGUCAUCCGAGGCGUGGGCGGCCUUCUGAGCGCGCACCUGUUCGCCAUUGGGGAGCUGCCCAUUACUGGAUACGUGCCGAGGCCGGAGGGAGUCGCGGGCGAUGACCCUCUGGAGCUGGCCCCCAUCCCGUGGCCCAAUGGAUUCAAGUACGACGGCCAGCUGUUGAGGCUCGCCCUCGACCUCUCCGAGAGGCUGCUCCCCGCGUUUUACACGCCGACUGGCAUUCCGUAUCCCCGGGUCAAUCUCCGCAGCGGCAUCCCCUUUUACGUCAACUCGCCUCUCCAUCAAAACCUGGGCGAGGCAGUGGAGGAGCAGAGCGGCCGUCCUGAGAUCACCGAGACCUGCAGCGCCGGGGCGGGAAGUCUGGUGCUUGAGUUCACCGUCUUGAGCAGACUCACGGGGGACCCCAGGUUUGAACAGGCCGCCAAGCGAGCAUUCUGGGAGGUCUGGCAUCGCAGGAGUGAGAUUGGCUUGAUUGGGAACGGCAUCGACGCCGAACGGGGGCUGUGGAUUGGUCCUCACGCCGGCAUUGGCGCGGGCAUGGAUAGCUUCUUUGAAUAUGCGCUCAAGAGCCAUAUCCUGCUGUCGGGCCUCGGCAUGCCCAACGCCUCCACGUCGCGCCGGCAAAGCACGACCAGCUGGCUGGACCCAAACUCCCUGCACCCGCCGCUGCCGCCGGAGAUGCACACUUCCGACGCCUUCCUCCAGGCGUGGCAUCAAGCUCACGCCUCGGUCAAGCGGUACCUGUACACCGACCGCAGCCAUUUUCCCUAUUACUCAAACAACCACCGUGCCACGGGCCAGCCGUAUGCCAUGUGGAUCGACAGCCUAGGCGCCUUCUACCCGGGGCUUCUCGCCCUGGCCGGCGAGGUGGAAGAGGCCAUUGAGGCGAACCUUGUCUACACGGCCUUGUGGACGCGAUACUCUGCGCUGCCCGAACGCUGGUCCGUCCGCGAAGGCAAUGUCGAGGCGGGCAUCGGCUGGUGGCCGGGGAGGCCCGAGUUCAUCGAGUCCACGUACCACAUCUACCGCGCCACCCGAGACCCGUGGUAUCUGCACGUCGGCGAGAUGGUCCUCCGCGACAUUCGGCGUCGGUGCUACGCGGAGUGCGGCUGGGCCGGGCUCCAAGACGUUCAGACGGGCGAGAAGCAGGACCGCAUGGAGAGCUUCUUCUUGGGAGAAACGGCAAAGUACAUGUACCUGCUGUUCGACCCAGAUCAUCCACUCAACAACCUGGAUGCCGCCUAUGUCUUCACCACAGAGGGCCAUCCGCUCGUCAUCCCCAAGAACAAAAGGGGCAGUGGCUCCCACAGAGAGGGCGCUGCUCGCAAAGCCAAGAAGAGCAGAGACGUAGCGGUCUACACCUACUACGACGAAAGCUUCACCAACUCUUGCCCUGCCCCUCGGCCUCCUUCGGGGCAUCAUUUGGGAGGGUCGGCCACCGCGGCCAGGCCGGACUUGUUUUCCGUUUCUCGGUUUACCGAUCUGUACAGGACGCCCAACGUCCAUGGGCCCCUGGAGAAGGUGGAGAUGCGAGACAAGAAGAAGGGCCGCGUGGUCCGAUACAAGGCCACCUCGAACCACACCAUCUUCCCAUGGACUCUCCCCCCAGCCAUGCUGCCGGAGAACGGCACUUGCGUCGCUCCCCCGGAGCGCGUCAUAUCCCUGAUUGAGUUCCCGGCCAACGACCUCACCAGCGGCAUAGCGUCGCGGUUCGGCAGUCAGCUAUCGUGGCAGACGCAUCUGGGGCCGACGGUCAAUAUCCUAGAAGGACUGAGGCUCCAGCUCGAGCAGAUGUCGGACCCGGCCACGGGACAAGACAGGUGGAGGAUCACGCACAUUGGCAACACACAGCUGGGGCGCCACGAGACGGUCUUCUUCCACGCAGAGCACAUCAGGCACCUCAAGGACGAGGUGUUUUCUUGCCGCAGAAGGAGGGAUGCCGUGGAGAUUGAGCUGCUCGUCGACAGGCCAGGCGAUGGAGAAGAUGGCAUGCCGGACAGCGACGAUGUCGCACUCGACGACGCGGAAACGCUUUCUACCGACUCGCUCUUCCAAUCCCUCCUCCGCGCCGUGUCCUCCGUCUUCGAGCCCGUCUACACAGCCAUUCCCGAGUCCGACCCCAGCGAGGGCACCGCCAAGAUCUACAGCUUCGACGCCUACACGUCGACGGGCCCCGGCGCGUACCCCAUGCCGUCCAUCGCGGACACGCCCCUCCCCGGCAACCCCUUUUACAACUUCCGCAACCCGGCGUCCAACUUCCCCUGGUCGACCGUCUUCCUCGCGGGCCAGGCCUGCGACGGCCCGCUCCCCGCGUCCGCCCCGCGCGAGCACCAGGUCAUCGUCAUGCUCCGCGGCGGCUGCUCCUUCAGCCGCAAGCUGGACAACAUCCCCAGCUUCUCGCCCCACGACAGGGCGCUGCAGCUCGUUGUUGUCCUCGACGAGCCGCCGCCCGACAACAGGGGCGACCUGCCCCGGCCGCUGCUCGACACGGAGCAGACCACGCCCAAGGGCAUGAAGCGCCUGCACGGCAUCCCGAUGGUCCUCGUCCGCGCCGCGCGGGGCGACUACGAGCUUUUUGGGAAUGCCAUUGGCGUGGGCAUGAGGCGCAAGUAUCGGGUCGAGAGUCAGGGGCUCGUCGUGGAGAAUGCGGUCGUGCUGUGAAAUAUCCAGUAUGUACUAUAUUCUAUAGCAUUUUACAUAU
Messenger RNA from Trichoderma citrinoviride, 3324 nucleotides. Its product is annotated as glycoside hydrolase family 47 protein. The transcript is spliced from 5 exons. Gene Ontology annotation, biological process: mannose trimming involved in glycoprotein ERAD pathway; carbohydrate metabolic process; endoplasmic reticulum mannose trimming. Gene Ontology annotation, molecular function: calcium ion binding; mannosyl-oligosaccharide 1,2-alpha-mannosidase activity. The record is from RefSeq and is a predicted model, not a curated record. The coding region runs from base 162 to 3284 and encodes 1040 amino acids. NCBI's taxonomy places the organism in Eukaryota, Fungi, Ascomycota, Sordariomycetes, Hypocreales, Hypocreaceae. Gene Ontology annotation, cellular component: endoplasmic reticulum; membrane.